Messenger RNA from Panicum hallii, 1354 nucleotides. RefSeq names its product lipid phosphate phosphatase 2-like. The transcript is spliced from 6 exons. Gene Ontology annotation, biological process: phospholipid metabolic process. Lineage: Eukaryota; Viridiplantae; Streptophyta; Magnoliopsida; Poales; Poaceae. The record is from RefSeq and is a predicted model, not a curated record. Gene Ontology annotation, molecular function: phosphatidate phosphatase activity. The coding region runs from base 139 to 1194 and encodes 351 amino acids.
UCCGAUAACGAAGGGAAAGCAGUGCAAAAUAGCAACGGAACAAGGAGGUCUCCUCCCAGGUGCCGCCGCCGCGCAGGGGAGGAGCAGCUCGCCGCCUCGCCGGGGCCGUCGAGGCGAGCAGAAGAAGGAGAAGGGACGAUGCCGCCGCUGGCGACCGCUGGCCCGGGAGCCGCGGCGCACCCGUGCCUGAGGACCCACGGGAAGGAGGUCGCCUGGCUGCACCUGCUCGACUGGAUCGUGCUCCUCCUCCUCGUCGCCAUGUACGGCGUGCUCAGCCUGGUCCAGCCCUUCCACCGGUUCGUGGCCGAGGACAUGAUGGCGACCCUCCGGUACCCCAUGAAGGACAACACCGUGCCCGGCUGGGCCGUUCCGGUUAUUGCCAUCGUUGUGCCCAUGAUUUUCAUCAUCGGAGUGUACGUGAAGAGGAGGAACGUCUACGAUCUGCAUCACGCCAUUCUUGGCCUUCUGUUCUCGGUUCUCAUAACAGCUGUCCUGACCGUCGUGGUCAAGGAUGCUGUAGGCCGGCCGCGCCCGGACUUCUUUUGGCGCUGCUUUCCUGACGGAGUGCCGAAUUACAACAACAUCACCGGAGACGUCAUAUGCCACGGGGACCCGAGAGUAAUCAAAGAGGGGUACAAGAGCUUCCCAAGCGGGCACGCUUCAGGUUGUUUUGCCGGGCUUGGAUUCCUGUCAUGGUACCUGGCCGGCAAAAUCAAGGCUUUCGAUCGGAGAGGCCAUGUCGCGAAGCUCUGCAUCGUUCUUCUGCCUCUGCUCCUUGCGUCCAUGGUCGCCGUGUCGCGAGUGAGCGACUACUGGCACCACUGGCAGGAUGUCUUCGCUGGUGGACUUCUUGGUAUGCAUCAAAUUCAGUUCAGUUACUCUCCAUCAGCUGUGACUCCUAUGAUUCCUGAAGAACACGCAGCCAUCGACUCUGCUUUGUACGACUCUGCAGGUUUGGCGGUUGCUUCAUUUUGCUUCCUCCAGUUCUUUCCACUGCCAUACAGUGAACAUGGAUUUUGGCCUCACGCAUACCUUGAGCACAUCCGUCGGCCUGCGGGUGAAAGCCAAGUGCUCUCAGCAACAAACUCGAAUAUGCACCAUCAGUCACUGUCACUUCAUCUUUCUGGAACGUGUGAGCUGAGAACCAGCAGCCAAGCACUGGGUUCCAUGGAAGAAGGAAGCAGGGACCAGUGACUAAGAGUACAAGGUUUCCGUUUCUUUUUUCCCCCCCUUAUUUUGUAAGCUAGGUGACUGAAGCAGCAAUACCACUCUUGAUGACCUCGCCCAAGAUUUGUAAGCUAUCUUCAGAUUUGAGGAGCUGAGGAGCUCUGGUACGAGGUGUGUUAGGGGAUCA